AAUCAAUCACCACCACCAGCACCAUCAUCAUCAUCAGUAUUAUUAUGUAAUCCAUUAAAAUGUAAUAAAUAUUCAUUAAUUUCGACAAAAAAUCAAUUAAACAAUAAUAAUAAUCGAUUAAUCAAUAAAUCGAUUAAAUUACCAAUGAUUGAUAAAUUGAUUAUUCAAAAUUCAAAUGAUAUUAAUAUAUGUAAACAAUUAAAACAAAUGAAUAAACGUAUCCAUGUAUAUUUAAAUAAACAAUUUAAUAUCAUGAAAUCUUUAAUAAUUAAAACAAAAUAUAUUAAAACAAUUGAACAUGUAUUACAAGAAUUAAAUAAUUUAUUUCAAAUACCAAUACAUAAAUUAUAUACAUUAGAUGGAAAAUUAAUUGAAACAUUGAAAGAUUUACUUGAUGGUCCUGAUGAAUUUGUAGCAACUGGAUUUGAACGUUUUCGACCAUUAAAUGAAAUGAAUCUGUUAACGAGAUGUUUUAGUCGUAGCUCAAGUCGUACAAGAAAUCUAACUAAAUCACCUACCAGUUCAAUGUUACCAUCUUCGAAACAAAUUCAUGAACAAUCCAAUAAAGGCAUCUGUUUAAAUGGUGGAUUUAUUGUCUGUCAGGUAUUUAUCAAAUCUGGUCAAUAUGAUCCACAAACAGGUGAAAUAUAUUCAUCUAAUUGUACAGCAAAUCCAACAAUUACAAUCUGUAAUAGAUAUCGAUCAACUCAACCUAUAUUACUUAGAUCAGCAUAUAUAUGUACAUUGAGUCCAAAUGAUGAAAAUGUGCAAGUUAUGCAAGGUAAUGAAUCAAAUGAAUCUAGUACAACAAAUAUUACACAAUUGGGACCAUUUUAUCCAGGGAGUAUUGAUUAUUUUGAAAUACCUUUAAAUGAUUUUAUGGAAAUCAGUAAAAUACGUAUAAGUCAUGAUGGUUCCGGUACAUAUCCUGAAUGGUUGCCAGAAGAAAUAUACCUAAGGCUAACACAAAAUCUCCCUAGUAUGACCGUAAAUCCACUCAAAUUUAACACACGAAAUUCUUCCUAUUUAACUAGACUAUUAAAUACUGAUGAAGAAAGUAAUUUAUCAUCAGGAUCUAUAUCAACAUAUGAAAUUUCUUUUCCAUGUAUGAAAUGGUUAUCACGUUUUAAAGGUGAUGGUAGUUUAGUACGUGAAAUUGCUGCACCUGGAACUCAACUACCUGAUCAAGCACCAAGACUUGGACGAAUAUUAAAAGUAUAUCCACUAGAUAUUACAACAUUAUUUCAACAAGAGGAAAGAGCUCCUGUAAUUCAAUAUCAAAUAAUAACAAAAACUGGUAAACUUUGGAAUUCAGGAAUGAAUAAUACAACAAAAGUAAAUAUCUUAAUACAAGGUGAUCAUGGUGAUACAGGUACAAGAAUUUUAUGGAAUGAAGAAAUAUCUAAAAUGAAUGCAUUUUCAAGAGGGAAAACUAGUUCAUUCAAUAUUGAAGCUGUAUUUCUUGGUCGAUUAAAAUCAUUAACUAUAUGGUUAGAAUCAGAUGAGAAUAGUAAUGAGACAAAUGCUUUAACUACUACUAAUAAUAAUAAUAGUAGUAAUAGUAGUAGUAGUUGGUACUUAGAAUAUGUAAUUAUUCAACAACUGUCAAUGAAUUCUUCUACGAAUAACUUCUCAAAUAUCUUCAAUACAUUAUCUUCAUCUCAAUCUCAUCUAUCCUCUCAAUCAUUUUCUAACAAUCUAUGUAAUGAUAUGAAUGCAAUUUAUAUAUUUCCUUGUUUUCAAUGGUUAACAACAAGGUAUGGUAUGAAUUCUUUACCAAUUAAAUUAAUACCAGCUAAUGGUAAUGGAAUACUGACAAUGAAUUUAAUUGAAACAAUUAUGGCACAACAAAAUGAGCAAAUAUUUUGGCAAGUUGAAAAAUGGAAAUUUAAACCAGGCACUAAAAUCAUUUUCUAUAGUUAUUUAACUGGUGCACCUAUGCGUAUAGUCGAUUCUAACCGUAUUGAUUGUCAACCGAUUGAUUCAGUGAAUGGAAUAUCAAAUCAAAGAAUUGGUGAAGUUUUUAACGUCUCUUAUGGAUUAACGAGUUCACGAUGUUCAAAAAUAUCACGACUAUCUCUGCGGCAACGAUUUGGUUCAGGAGAUUUAUUAGAUAAACGACCUAUAUCUAAUCAAGAUAUAGAAUAUUAUAAUAAAUUAAAUGAUAAUUUGAAAUCAACUACUAAUGUGAAUAAUCGUAAUAAAAGUACAAAAUGUAUUCGUUCAUUUUCAAGUGCACAAAAUCCAUGGCUUUCAAUGUGUUUAGAUGAAAUAGCUGGUCUCAAUUUAAAAAUUAGUUCUAAUUUAGAUUCACAAUGUUUCAACUUUAAAAUCCGUCCUCAAUCAGAACGUCUCAUUGCACUUGAAAUAAACAAAAAGAAUUCAUUACAAUCUAGAAAGAUCCAUGUUUACGUUGGACCAGAUGGUCGUGUUGUCAGCGGGGCAACAGGUCCUAUAACAAUUCCUGGAAAAUUAUUUCUACCGUAUGUAAAAGGUUGUCUAAGAGAUCAAACAAUAUUAUGGUUAUGUACAGAAAUUCAACAAACAUUAAUACCUGUUAUAAUUCAUGAAACUAAUUCAAACAAUUCUGAAGUUAAAAUCAAUCAUUGUAAAUUUGAUUUACGUGCUACAGGUGAACGUACAACUGAAGCCUAUUGGAGAGUUCAUAAAGUAGAUAAAAAUAUUAGACGAUUUGAAUCAGUUGCAUGGCCAGGAAAUUUUUUACGAGUUACAUCCGAUAGUGUAGAUGUUAUGGGUGGUGGUGGAAUUGAUUGUUACUUUCAAAUUAAUCGUGUUCGUUGUAAAGGUUUUCUUCAAUUAUCACCACUUGUGAAUAUUCAAAAAAUUAUUGGAAUGAAUGAAGAUGGAACAAUUACUUUAUAUGACAAAUAUACAAUGGAAGAAAAUUCACGUUUUUAUCCAGAAGUUAUUAAAUGUGGUUUCUCUAGUCCACAAACUCAGUUGAAUAGUUCAUGUUUAACAAAUAGAACAGUGAACCUAAAUCCUAAACCAAUCAUUUCAAAUUCACUAUUAGAUAAUGAUAAUGAAGAAGAUGAAGAGAAUAAGGGGAAUCUACAGAAAGAAUCUAAGAUUACAUCCACAAGACAACAACAACAACAACAACAGAUGUUAGAAUUAAUACAAUCUCAUAAUCAAACCGAUAUGGACACAACUCAAAGUGUAUUGGUUGAUGAUACAAACUCUAAUGGAAAUGAUUUGAAUAAGAUACAAAAUUUAGAUAACUCAAAUGAAAAUCAGACUAUGAAAGAUUCCAGUUGGAAAUUAUCUAUUUAUACAGAGAAAUCUGCACAAAACUGUGAAAUCAUCUUAUUUGUCUAUGGCAUAGAUGGUAAUUCAGGUCCAAUAUUAAUUGGUAGAUCAAAUGAUGACAAAGGAUUAUUUCAAGCAAAUAGGAUUGAUAAUUUCAUGAUUUUACUCGGAAAUAUCGGUCCAAUUUACAAGAUACGUCUAGAAGUGAAUCAAAUAAAUCCAGAUCAUGAUAGUGAAUGGGAAGUUGACAAAUUGAUAUUAGAAAAUAUCAAAACAACCAAACAGUUAAUAUUCAAUUUUAUUGGUCGACCAUUUGGAUUAUAUAACAAUUUUUAUUGUUUAUCUCGAGAACAAAUAAUGAAGAAGAAACAAUCAGAAGGAGAACAAGAAGGACAAGAAGGAGAAGAAGGACAAGAACAAAAAGGAGAAAGAGAAGAAUUCAAUUUAUGCCUUUUAAAUUAUCGUAUCCAAUUAGAAUUUAAUUAUAAUAUGAUUAAAACAAAUGAUCAAUUAAAUCUAUCAUUAGAACCAUAUAUUUGUUUAAUUGGACAAUAUGGUGAUAGUGGUCGUAGAUUAUUAGGUCAUAUUAUUAAUGAUAAACAAUUUAUUGUAAAUGAGAAAAGAAAUAUACUGGUACUUGAUACGUUGAUUGAGUCAGCUUAUCUUGGUGAGGUGACCAGCUGCUUUCUAGGUCCAGUUGAUAUUGAAGAACGAUCAAAAGAGGAACGUACUGGUUUAUUAUGUACUAAAAUUUUGAUAUGGGAUACAAAAAAGGAGGUGAUUUAUGAGAUCCCAUCAGAUACUUGGCUACUUUUUCAAAGAAAUGAACAAACACAUGAAAUUCACCUGGAAGUUGGUCAAAUACAUCACAUUGAAACUUAUGAAGAAUCUAAUGAAGUAUUCAAAUCUGAUGAAAUGAGUCCAGUGGACGAUCAACAUAAAGUCAAUAAAAACAUUUCAGAAGAUGUACAUUAUAACACAGAAGAUGAAUUGAAUAUUUUACGUGAUGCUCAACUUUUAGUAUCUACCAUAAUCAAGAAAUCGGAAAUGAACUUAAUGCUUUUUGAAAGUCAACGUAAGUUAGUUGUAACAACUAUGAUAUAAUCGAACAAAAAUUAAUAAUUUUGUAGCUUUAUUGCAAACUUUCUUUAAUCGAGCACAUACUGGUAUUAGCACCGACUAUAGUACUACUAGUGCUUGAAAAUGAGUGCACAAACCUGUAGACGUGUUCUAAUCAAUCAAGCACCUUUGAACUCCAAAAUACACAGCCUACGAAGCUGUGAAGUCAUUUUUCACUUGGUGUAUGUAUGAUCAACGUAACUGACGAGAUUUCUUGAUAUAGAUAAAAUUACCGUGCAGAAUUUGCUGUUUUCUUUUAGAAAUCUGAUCCCGAAACAAACACAUCGGAUUUAUUUUUGACAUGAGCUGUUGUAAUUUAACAUUACUGCGCUUUUCCCAGCGAUAAUGAUACAGUUGCACCCUAAUUCUCGAGAUUCCUCUAGCUAACGUUGAUUCGUGAUAAAAAUGGUAAAUGUGAAAAAGAUCAAGGUAGGAAACGUUCUAAUUUAUGGAUACACACACUAGGUUCAGGAAGCAACACAGGAAACCCUCUAUAACUAUAAUCAGUAUAUAUUGCUUUACCUAAUUCACGGAACUCAGAAUUCAUAAGCAGAUAGGAAAGACAUGAGAGUCGGUCCUAAACAACACAUACCUCUCAUUACUUAAUAGAUUGCUUAGUUAAUUUGAAAUAAAAAGAAAUACUGAUGAUUGCGAUUAUUUAAAUGAGUCAAAAUAACUAAUGACAUUUAUGUUUUCACGAUGGGAUCCGAGGUUUACAUAAAGCUAGUAAUUCAAUCACUUGCGCGGAAAAGCAUAUACACUGUUGGCCACUUCAUCGUCAACUUAGAAGAAAUAAGUUUUAACAUCAAGUGAACCUGAGAACUAGUGCCAGUAAUCAAGGAGCAGAAAUACACAAAAGAAACGACUUCCAGCUUCAAUGGGCAUGAAAGCAACACCAUGAUUGUUCAAACAAAUAAACAUGCAAAUAAAUGUUUCGAAAUUGAGUGUUUGGUCACAGAUACACUGAACAAUUACCGUGAAUUUAGAAUCAUAAUCAAAAGCACGAAUAAUUCAAGACUCCUGGACAGCUUAGUGUAUUUUAGAUACUAAAACGUAGUACGUAGCUUAACUCACGUCAUUAUCUGGGGAUGAACAUUAGAUCUAAUUCGUUUUUUCUUUGCUGAUUCCUUUCAGGUUAAGUUAUCACGAAUACAAGAUGAUUUCUCCAAACUGUCAGUAUUAUUUUUGCAUACUUAAAAAAGUAACAAAACCAAUACAAAUGCAGUUCAUAUUUCUUUUAUUCAAUUAUUUCUAUAUAGUUCCUUUGAUGUUAUGAUAAUACAUAUAUACGCAAUAAAAUAUGCAGAACGUUUAAAAUAACAAAAA
This is a messenger RNA of Schistosoma rodhaini, 5715 nucleotides long. The record is from the annotation of a GenBank genome assembly. Lineage: Eukaryota; Metazoa; Platyhelminthes; Trematoda; Strigeidida; Schistosomatidae.